AUGAUUGGUGGGCUCGAAUUACUUUAUUCUGUAUCAAACCUCUCUUAUUAGACUUUUUUAUCUUUAUAUAAUUAAAAAAUAAAAAUGCUCAAAAAUAUUAAUGUAAAAAAACAUGCACUAAGUUAUAAAGGUAAAAUGUCUUCAGAUUUGGAAGCUAAUUCAAGAUUAUAUAUUUAUUUAGGAGAUUCGCUUGCAUUUACAAUUAAUUUCGUAGAGGUUGUUAGGAAAAUCUCACCAAACUUAUCACAUUCACAAUGUAACUCAAUUGUAUUGUUAUUUUAUACUCUAUUCAAAUUACACUAAUAAAAUUUUCCAGUUAUUGUUCUAAUUACACAAUAUAUUUCAUAUUCAGAUAAGAAUUAUGAAGUAUUUUAGCACACUUAAUAGGAUCCAAAUUGUGUGUCAUAAAUAGAUGAAAAAUUUUCAUAUUCUUAAAAUCUUCUAUUAUAAAAGUUUUUCAACUUAAUUUAAUAGUAAUUAUCUGUGGAUAUUUGUAAUGUUUGGUCAUUAAAAUAUAUUUUGAGUAUUUCUUCCAGAUUCAAGUUAAAUCUUAAAGGGUUUGUUUAAAAAUAAGUAUAUUCAAAUUGAAUAAAAUCAAUAAGGUAAUCUUCUUAAGUUUAUGGGAUAUUAAAUUAUUGAUUAAAUAAUUAUUUAGUUCUUCUUUUGA
This is a messenger RNA of Paramecium pentaurelia, 667 nucleotides long. Lineage: Eukaryota; Ciliophora; Oligohymenophorea; Peniculida; Parameciidae. The record is from the annotation of a GenBank genome assembly.